CUGAGCUCCCUUCGGCCAUUCCCGCCUCAUCCGCCAUCAAUUGCGCGCAAUCCAUGGGCUGCUUUUAGCCUGAUCACUCCUUGCUCACCAUGGCCCCUCCACCGUCCUCCUACCGCCCCCGCAAGAAGAGAAAGUUCCCCUCCUCUUUCACCGGCUCCAACAACUCCCUCAUCGUCGAGACCGACGGCAAAGCGUCCCCGGCCUUUCCCCUGGUGUCCUUCUUGUGGUCUGCCCGGGCCGGUGUCUCCCAAUGGCUGGUGCUGCCUCUGAUCCUGAUGGCCGUGGGCCUGUUCCGAUGGGCUGUCAGUCUGUGGGGAUACUCCGGCUUCCAGGUACCCCCGAUGCAUGGUGAUUUCGAGGCGCAGAGACAUUGGAUGGAAAUCACAAUCCACUUGCCCGUGGCCAAGUGGUACCUGUACGAUCUGCAGUACUGGGGCCUGGAUUACCCGCCGUUGACUGCCUACCACAGCUGGCUGCUAGGCAAACUUGGCUCUCUCUUCGACCCCGCAUGGUUUGCCCUGGACGAGUCUCGCGGCUUCGAGGACCCCCUCCUGAAGGUCUUCAUGCGCGGGACGGUGAUCGCCUCGGAAUACCUCAUCUUUAUCCCGGCCGUCGUGAACUUCCUGCGUCGCUACACCCGGACGCAAAACGUGCCGGUCUGGUCCGCCUCCAUUGCUCUCGUCGCGAUCCUCCUCCAGCCGGCUACCAUCCUCAUUGACCACGGUCACUUCCAAUACAACACGGUGAUGCUGGGGUUGGUGGUUGCGAGCCUGGAUGCCAUCUUGGCCGGACGCAUGCUCUGGGCGUGCAUCUUCUUCGUGGGGGCCCUCGGGUUCAAGCAGAUGGCGCUGUACUAUGCCCCUAUCAUGUUCGCUUUUCUCCUUGGCGUGUGUAUCUUCCCCAAGAUCCACAUCAUCCGCCUCCUCUGCAUCUCCCUCGUCACCGCCGUCGCGUUCGUGGUCCUCUUCCUACCACUGAUCCUCGGACAAUCCGUGCUGUACGCGGUCGCCUUCCAGCUAGCGCAAACUAUCCACCGCGUCUUCCCCUUUGCCCGCGGUCUGUUCGAGGACAAGGUCGCAAACGCCUGGUGCGCCAUCCACACGUUCUACAAGCUGCAUCGGUUUGAGGCCAGCCUGCUCCAACGGAUGUCCCUUGGUGCCACCCUGGCAUCGAUCCUGGCUCCCUGCGCCAUCAUCUUCCGUCACCCGCGCGCUUCGCUCCUCCUGCCAGCCCUGUCCAGCGUAGCCUGGGGCUUCUUCUUGUUUUCCUUCCAGGUGCACGAGAAGAGCGUGCUACUGCCGUUGCUCCCCAUGACCCUCCUCCUGGCCGGCGAUGGGGGCCUGAGCAAGGAGACCCGCGCGUGGGUGGGAUGGGCCAACAUCCUUGGCUCGUGGACGAUGUUCCCUCUCCUCGCGCGCGAUGAGCUCCGCGUGCCCUACUUCGUUAUGACCCUCCUCUGGGCCUUCCUGCUGGGUCUCCCUCCCACCUCUCUGGAAAUUUUCCGCGGCCGGGCUUCCCUAGAAGACAACACCCUUGGCGCCGAGCUCCACGUGCUGACCAAGCUCCUGCACGCCUGCUUCUACCUCGCGAUGAUCGCGUGGCACGUGCUCGAGGCCUUCGUGGCACCUCCCCCUGGCAAACCAGACCUGUGGGUGGUUCUGAACGCCCUGAUCGGAGCGGGAGGGUUCGGUAUCGCCUAUCUGUGGUGUGCCUGGAAGUUGAUCCAGCAAUGCCGUCGGAUCGACCAGAAGGCCGCGGACGAGACAGACAAGAAGAACCAGUAA
This is a messenger RNA of Aspergillus heteromorphus CBS 117.55, 1784 nucleotides long. RefSeq names its product dolichyl-P-Glc:Man(9)GlcNAc(2)-PP-dolichol alpha-1,3-glucosyltransferase ALG6. The transcript has 4 exons. Lineage: Eukaryota; Fungi; Ascomycota; Eurotiomycetes; Eurotiales; Aspergillaceae. Gene Ontology annotation, biological process: protein N-linked glycosylation. Gene Ontology annotation, cellular component: endoplasmic reticulum membrane. Gene Ontology annotation, molecular function: dolichyl pyrophosphate Man9GlcNAc2 alpha-1,3-glucosyltransferase activity. The record is from RefSeq and is a predicted model, not a curated record. The coding region runs from base 90 to 1784 and encodes 564 amino acids.